AUGCACUUCUGCACACGUUGGUCCCUCCUGGUUGCCUUCCUGUGCCUUGCCUGGGCAGAUGCCAAGCACGUGGGGUGCUUCACCGCGGAGGAACUGGCAAAUGACCCGAUCCCGGUGCAGCUUCGGAACUGGGUCCCGCUGUUGCAACACCAAGACUGCGUGCAGCUGGUUCCGUUCCUGCAGAGUGAGCAGAACAGCCGCUCCCCCUCCCAGAGGCAACACGGCCACAGCUGCCCGAACCUGAAGCUGCAGGAUAUGCAGAGCGACGAAGUGCACAAGCGCUCCAUCUCGCCCUGGACAUACUACAUCGAUGAAGAUGAGAACCGCUUCCCCCGCCAGCUGGCCUUCGCCCGGUGCAGCUGCAAAGGUUGCAUCGAUACCAAGUACGGCCGGGAAACCACCAACCUCAACUCGGUGGAAGUCAAACAGAGAACCAUGGUCUUUCGCCGUAAGGCCUGCCCGCCCAACGACAGCGGCGUGGAGAGGUUCUUCUUCGAGAAGGAAUACGUGGAGGUGCCCGUGGCCUGCACCUGCGCCGUCCCGCGUUACCGCAACUGA
Notechis scutatus (mainland tiger snake) is the source of this 558-nucleotide messenger RNA. Lineage: Eukaryota; Metazoa; Chordata; Lepidosauria; Squamata; Elapidae. The record is from RefSeq and is a predicted model, not a curated record.